CUCACCUUCAAAUUCCCAUGUCUUAAAAGCUAUAAAAAAAAUUAUAAACACAUCUAGAAUGUAGUGGACAACAGCACAGGCUAUAAAAUUCGUAUACGUUACUUUAGAAGCACAUGCAAAUAUCCGGUCCACAUUCGGUCUAAAUGGUACAUGCGCUUAACAGGGCUCUCUCGACUCGGAUCCGAUUUAUCACCUGUAUCGAAUACGCACCACGGAAAUUCUCUAAAGUCCCAGCCAACGUGGCCUUUACCUUUUCCCUUAACGGAUCGACCGAUUCAGAUAUUUCCAAAUCAGGGAAAAAUGUAAAUCUCCCAACGGGGGUUUAUAGUGUCGACUCUUUGUUUCAAAAUACACACUCUAAACAUUCGGUAUUCCAGAAUCGACGAGGUGAAAGCUUGCAUAAAUUAAUCUCAACCGUAAUUACAUUGUUGCCUGGUGUUUACCAAAAAUUGUAGAUACAGGGUUGUGAUAUCUAGAGAUGAGUAUUAAACGUCGUAAGCGACAAAAGCAAAGGUUGAAAUGAGGAAUAGAUAUGAAGGUCUACAAAAUCAGCAAAAGG
Messenger RNA from Babjeviella inositovora NRRL Y-12698, 559 nucleotides. RefSeq lists its product as uncharacterized. Lineage: Eukaryota; Fungi; Ascomycota; Pichiomycetes; Serinales. The coding region runs from base 144 to 455 and encodes 103 amino acids. The record is from RefSeq and is a predicted model, not a curated record. The transcript has a single exon.